This is a messenger RNA of Phytophthora sojae, 1359 nucleotides long. RefSeq lists its product as hypothetical. Lineage: Eukaryota; Oomycota; Peronosporomycetes; Peronosporales; Peronosporaceae. The transcript has 2 exons. Bases 1 to 1359 code for a protein of 452 amino acids. Gene Ontology annotation, molecular function: calcium ion binding. The record is from RefSeq and is a predicted model, not a curated record.
AUGACGGUCACCCCGGAGGAGUUCGACGAGGUCUUUUCGCUCAUCUGUCAGGAUCCACAGGAGCACUUCGCGCUGUUCGACUCAUGGGAAGUGGACGUGAUGGAGGUCUUCGCGGUGAUCAUCGUGUAUUGCGACGCGAUGAUGGAGGAGAAGGUGCCUCUGCUCUUCGAUCUCUUCGACUUUGACCACUCCAAGGAGAUGUCACAAGACGAGCUGGUGCUGUUGAUGCUGUGCACAACCCGAGGACUGUGUAAGGUGGUUGGGAUGCCUCGACCUGCCACCGACAGUCUGGAAGCUCUGGCUACUGACGCUUUUGCCCACAUCGACGCUGAUCGCAGUGGCCAGAUCUCACUCGAGGAGUUUUCCGACUGGGUCCUGCACGAACGCAGCGCCAUGGCGUACCUGGCAAAGUUCGCCAACACGCGCGUGAUCUACGAGAACCAGGUCCAGUACGACCUGAUGAUCAAGGAGGUCUGUACAGCCUUCAUGAACUUCGCUGAAGUGGAUCAAUCCGACGAUGCCAAGGACAAAGAAGGCCAACAACCUUUGCUGUGCUCCGAGGACUUGUGUGAGGAAAUGAUCCAGCGCUAUUGCCCCGCAACCGAGAAGCACGAGAUCGCCUUCUUGCUGCGCACAAUGAAGACCAUCAUGAACAAAAGGAAGGGUGAGGCCAACCAGCCAGAGGAUAGCGCCGACAAGGCGCACACCAUGAUCUCGAUGGACGCGUUCUUCCUCGUUGUCUCUCCGUACGCCGCAUUCCUCGCCGCUGACGACGACGGAGAGCACUCAAUCAACAUCAAGGAGCUUAGGAUCCUCAUCUGGCUGCUUCGAGGAUCCGAGCCGAGCCAAGCGGUGGUCGACAGCUUCAUGAAGUCGCUGGAUGACAACCGCGACGGCUUCCUCAGCGCUAUGGAGUGGGUCUCGUACGCGCUUGAGGCCAACAAAGAGACCGGCAGUCAGUCGUUUGCGAACCAGAUCCACCUGCUCUUUGCCACCGCCGACCUGAACGGAGACGCUGUGCUGUCGUUAUCGGAGCUGGAAAUCGGACUGAGAUCCAUUUUCGCUGAUCACUUAGAUCGUGUAGAGCCGGCGCCUAAACCAGAAGCCGCUGCAUCGCCCGAGUCAGCGUGGGAAGAGCUCACAGCCCCGGAGCGCGUGGAGAGACGACGCAAGUCGCAGUUUUCCUCGAUUACCAGUCUCGUCGCGGAGCUGGCCAAGGAAAUCAUGCAGGAGCUCGACGCCAACGAGUCGCAGCGUAUCGAAUGGUACGAGUUCCGGCAGCACCUCGACUACCUCGAGCAACGUGUGAUGGAGAUGAAAGCCUACAUCCAAGAGCACGUAUUAGACUCGGAAGACUGA